Messenger RNA from Cricetulus griseus (Chinese hamster), 723 nucleotides. The record is from RefSeq and is a predicted model, not a curated record. NCBI's taxonomy places the organism in Eukaryota, Metazoa, Chordata, Mammalia, Rodentia, Cricetidae.
AUGGGGAGUGUAGGGAUCAGCUCAUCAGACAGAACCAGCCACUUUCAAAUAGAAGCCCCAAGCAUCACUUCAGGACCUGAGGUGUUCAUGUUCAUUCCAAUGCUGGUUCCUCCUCUCUCUGCCAUGCUGGGGUUGGAAGACAAUUUCUUCAGAGGCCCCUGCCCGUCUUCGACACAGAUGAGCUCAGCACGUCAGAGUCUUUCCUGCCUGAGCCUCAUCCUUCUUGUCUGGAACCAAGUGCCAGGGCUCCAGGGUCAUGAGUUCCGAUUUGGGCCUUGCCGAGUGGAAGGGGUGGUUCUCCCAGAACUGUGGGAGGCCUUCUGGGCUGUGAAGAACACCGUGCAAGCUCAGGAUGACGUCACAAGUGUCCGGCUGCUGAAAGCACAGGUUCUUCAGAAUGUCUCGGAUGCUGAGAGCUGUUACCUUGUCCACAGUCUGCUGAAGUUCUACCUGAACACUGUUUUCAAAAACUACCAUAGCAAAAUAGCCAAGGUCAAGAUCUUGAAGUCAUUCUCCAGUCUGGCCAACAACUUUAUUGACAUCGUGUCAAAACUGCAGCCUAGUAAGGACAAGGACAUGCUUUCCAUUAGUGAGAGUGCACACCGGCGGUUUAUGCUGUUCCGCAGAGCGUUCAAACAGAUGGACACAGAAGUGGCUUUAGUGAAAGCCUUUGGGGAAGUGGACAUUCUCCUGACCUGGAUGCAGAAAUUCUACCAGCUCUGA